AUGUCUUGGGCUAAGUUUUUGAAGCUUCUAGGGAUCUAUUCUUCGGCUUCUACGCAGAAUUACUCGGAAGGGAACUACUUGACAAACUUGCACGAAAAGGACGUUUCGAUAUACAAUACGUUGCAGCCGACAUAUAGGAUGGCGUAUGACCAUAAGGUUGAAGGGAUAUACUUUCUUAAUCUGGAGUCGAUUAAGAAGAACCGAGACCAUGUUCAUACGGUGCUAGUUAUGCACAAAACGUAUAUUACGGAUGUAUACAAUCUGCUUAUCAAACCAAAGAACGAGCGGGCAAGCAUGUCCAACCACCGGCAAAAGAUGAUUUGUGUUAAAAAGAGCGACUACCAUGUUGUUCCUUGCUCCGUGGACUCUAACGAGAGCACUUAUAUUAAGAAAUGGCGAAUUAAGCCGAUGACUAACGGAUAUAAGAUAAAGGAUGCAGACCAUGGCUGGUGCGUCGUGCGUGAGACGCAUGAAGGGGUUCUGAAGCUUGAGUCCUGUAGUGACACUACUUUGGAACAUCGGUACGAUAUGAUCGAGGUCAAAGAUGAUCCAUAUAAGGGGAUGUACCUGACUCCACGAGAAGAGAUAGAAUAUAACCUGAGUGCGGUUGAUCCUAGUGGCCAGCUGCCUAGCUGGAUGACCAAUGGCUUGUCCAACAUGGACCAUGGUGGCGGCCACCACCAUAACAACGGCCAUCAUACCGGAAAUAAUGGCGGCGGCUGGGAUGGAUAUGGCGCGGAUCCAAAUGGUCAGUAUCCUAACUCCGGCUGGGGCGGUGGAAUGCAUAACGGUAUGGGCGGCAAUGUAAAUAUGUGUAUUAGUCGAUGUAUGGGUGGUGGUGGCGGAGGAUUCGGAAAUGGUGGUGGCGGUGGAGGAUUUGGAAACGGAGGCGGUGGCUUUGGAAAUGGUGGUGGAGGAUUUGGAAAUGGAGGAGGCGGGUUUGGAAACGGAGGAGGCGGGUUUGGAAAUGGAGGAGGCGGGUUUGGAAACGGAGGAGGAGGGUUUGGAAAUGGCGGAAUGGGUGGCAUGGGAAACUCCAACAAUGUAGAUAUGAUGUGUAUGCAGCGCUGCAAACAGAGUUCCUUAAAUCCAUACAAUCCCAAUGGUCUUGCCAAUCCAAACAACCAUCCCUACAACCCGAACGGUAUGGGUGGUAUGGGUGGCAUGGGUGGCAAUGGCAUAUAUAACCCUAAUGGAAUGGCUGGUAAUAAUGGUGGGUAUCCCUUUAAUCCCAGCGGUAUGCCAGGAAAUAAUCCUUACAACCCUAACGGCAUGAAUGCAAAUACCUUGCCUAAUACGAAUCCUUACAAUCCUUAUUGUCCAACCGGCGUAGGUGGUGUCGGCAACGUCAAUCCUUAUGAUCCCAAUAACCCUUACCACCCACACAACCCACACAAUCCACACAAUCCACACAACCCCAAUAACCCUAACAAUCCUUACAAUCCACACAACCCCAAUAACCCAUACAACCCUAACAAUCCAUAUAACCCGUAUAACCCCAACAAUCCCAAUACUAACCCUAACGACCCAAAUAACCCUAACAAUCCUUACAAUCCGAAUGGAACUGCCAACACUAUAAUUGAUCUAAAAGACCUGAGUUCUAACAUUACCAAGAUAAAGGGAAUGCUCGGCACCCUUAAGAGCUUCUGCAGCCACCACACAAUUAGCAGUUUGUGUGGCGGACCGGGCAAAUCUACUGCUCAGCUUUCCGUUAAACAAAUGAAACGGCUGCUAGCAAAGCAUUUACCCCUUUCUCGCAUUGAGAAGAUCCUUAAACAGUCUAGAGCCCCUCAUCGCCGCCCUUCGCCCGUCUAUUAUGAAGCCGAGUAUUAUGAUGUCCACUCUGGCCAUCCGCCAGGCUACAACUCCCACCAUGCAUCGCAUCCGCUAGUGAACAGAGAGGAUCCAUACCAAAGUACGCAUCGGCUCCGCCAUCCUCACGACCGGCACUCUUAUAACAGACACACAUAUGACUCCCGCCCCUCUACCGACCACGCACAUGGCAAUCAUCCUUACAACAGCCAUUCAUAUGAAAAUCACUCUUAUAACGGCUAUUCAUCCGGCAACCACCCAUAUAACGGCCACUCUUAUGGCAAUGAAACCUACCACCCCCACUCUUCCCACCAACACACGUAUCACCAACCAACACAUUACAACUCGUUUUAUUAG
Messenger RNA from Nematocida homosporus, 2169 nucleotides. RefSeq lists its product as uncharacterized. The coding region runs from base 1 to 2169 and encodes 722 amino acids. The transcript has a single exon. The record is from RefSeq and is a predicted model, not a curated record. Lineage: Eukaryota; Fungi; Microsporidia.